Diaporthe amygdali is the source of this 1749-nucleotide messenger RNA. RefSeq lists its product as uncharacterized. The record is from RefSeq and is a predicted model, not a curated record. Bases 1 to 1749 code for a protein of 582 amino acids. The transcript has a single exon. NCBI's taxonomy places the organism in Eukaryota, Fungi, Ascomycota, Sordariomycetes, Diaporthales, Diaporthaceae.
AUGGACUCUCACAAGUUAUCAGACAACACAUGCGUCUACAGUCCCCUUGAAGAUUUGCCGGUUCCAUCAGAGAACACAGUAUUCUCAGAGCAGGACAGAUGGGCCAUCCGGUGUGUCAGCCUGGAACCUGGGCUUGGCGGCGAGCCCCUGAGAUGCGAGCUCGUCGCCUCACAUUUGGGGACCAUGCGCGGCAAAUAUGAGGCCUUAUCUUACACUUGGGGUGAUUUGAGCCAGAAGGCCUUGAUCUACCUGAACGGUCGACCUUUGCAGGUGACUGCGAACCUGGCAUGUGCUUUACGACAUCUCCGGAGGCCUCGGGAUAAUCGUCUUCUGUGGAUUGAUGCCCUGUGUAUUAACCAAACGGAUGGCUCCGAGGUCAAUACUUACGUGCAGAGGAUGUGGUCCAUAUACCAGAAUUCUCGCAAUGUUGUGGUAUUUCUGGGUGAAUCUCAACACGGGAGCGACCAAGCGUUGCAACUUCUCUUUGAACUAUCUUGCCUAUCAACGGACCCAAACGAGAGGCAUACCCAAAUCACCAAGCUUCUGGAAGACGAUCAAAAGUCGUCCCAUUGGAAAGCGCUGCUAAAGCUGAUGCAGCGACCAUGGUGGAGCAGAGCAUGGAUAAUUCAAGAGUAUGCCGUUGCACCACGGGUCAUCUUUCUCUGUGGAUUGGCAAGACUCGGUGGGGAUGUCUUUAACCAAGCGAUGGAGCACUGGAUCGACUACAGGUACAAUGCAAAAGUACCUUACCGCUGGCAACACCUAGUGAGGCACAUCCUUUUAACUCCGAUUAACCACCUUCUGUCCACCCGGCAUCAGUACCAAAGCUCGAGCCCACAAGCAAAGCCAGCCCCGAUGGAUAUUCUCUACCGAUCACGAGGCUCGAGGGCCUCCGAUCCAAGAGACAAAGUUUACAGCCUCUUCCGACUUAUUGCUGAAGACCCGAGGCUCCAGCCGGACUACAGCCGUUCAGUCUAUGAUUUAUACAAAGAUGUCGUCAAAUCCAUGAUCGAUUCUUCUGGCACCUUGGAAAUACUCUCUCACCACAACGCGGGCAACGUUGGACUACCCGGCAUGCCGACCUGGUGUCCUGACUGGACCGUGAUGCGUGGCGGACGUUAUUUAUUGCAACAGAAGCAGUAUUCUGCCGCCGGCAAUACUCAUGCCCAUGCAACAUUUCACGAUAACACCCUCACAGUCAAAGGUAGAGCCCUCGAUAGAAUUGAAUUUUUAUCCAAGCCCACCAAAUAUAGCAACUUCAAACACAAAUGGGCGAUGCACGCGACCGUCAAAGCCCUUUGGGACCUAGCUUCAAAGAAGGGUAACCUUUCGGGCAGACAGAUACCCGAUGUCCCAGCCGAAUUUCCGGCGACUCUCGUGUCUUCGAGAUCUCGACAGAGAGGCCCAGACGGGUGGAAGUCACAUGUCCUGGAUUCACGCGCCGUCGAGGAGAUGUGGAGUGUGUGGUGUCGAUCUUGCAACAACCAUUAUACGCUGGAUCGCGCAGACGAAAAUCUGGCUAAGACAUUCGAGGACGCUAUGCUCUCAGCCUUGUACGGGAAGGUCUUCUUCGUCUCGCGCCAGGGUUACUUUGGCUUGGUCGACGCUACGGCCCAAGUCGGCGACACAAUAGCUGUCCUUCUAGGGGGCGAGGUUCUGUUCGCACUCCGCGAGAAACGCGUCGCUAAGAGCUCUAAUUCCAUCGCUCCCGCAAAGGAUGCCGAGUAUACUCUGGUUGGAGAAUGGUGA